ACACUUUUUUUGGUGAUUCACUUUCAUAUGCUUUGAUAAUAUAUGUGUGUUUAAGAUAACCCCAUUUCCUCUAGGAAAAAGGUUAGCUUGAAGAUAAAAUAUUUGUGCAUCACUAAGAGUCCAAGUCCUUACUAUUUUUUUUUCUCUUCAAUAGCUAUUUAUCAUCGGUUCAUAAGUUGAAAACGUGCACAAAAAAAUAAUUAGAUAUUUCUGGCAUCUUCUGAGACACUCAGCAAGACUUCUUAAAGCAGCCCUUAUUUCAAAUCAAAACCUUGUUUCCUGCUUUUAUCCAAUAUUUUAUUUGGAUUGCGUUUUCUCUUGUCUGUCUGUACCAAUGUAACUGAUUCCUUUGCCAAGUAAAAUAAUGCUUAGAGCUAGAAUCUCUUUAUUCUUUACUAGUUUUUACUACUUUUACAGGAUUCCUGGGUUUCUUUCCAACUUUUUUGCUUAUUUCUUUGGUUGGGAAAUUUUCUAUGACUUUUUUCUUUUUUAUGAGUGUUUUGCAUGAAAAUUUCUCUGAUACAUUUUCUUGACCCAUUUUUUUGAUCCUUUUAUCUGCUAAUUUCCAUACUUUGAUCAAUCAAUGUACAUUUAGAUCAAAAUAUUUUGAGAGUCUUGAGUGGUUGACUUCACAAGGAAAAGAACACAUGAUCCGGUAAUUUUUUGUAGGUGGGUGAAGAGAAUUGUGGAUGAAAUUCCUGUGAAGCUUGAGAUUUUUUGUUGUCUUUCCUUUUAAUACAAUCCCCACGUUUGUGCCUUCCUUUCUCUUUUUAAUCACCAAUGAGAGCUCUCCUUUUUUACCAAAAUUUUAAACAGUUUGCCGGAGAUUGUUCCCUUUUGAUUCUGAAACAAACAUUAUGAACUGCUGUUUCUUGGUAGUCGUCUUUCUAGCCAUAUAUUCCAGGUACCAUCAUGUCUCCUGUUAGGACCAUCUAGCAAAGCUGUCCAUGAAUCCUGGUGAUCUGUUAGAGGAUAAGAAUUUUAAUCAUUGGAUCAUAUAAUAUUAGCUGUAAUCAAACAUUUUUUUGUCAAUCAUCUGCACAUGAGGGUUAAAGAAUAAAGAAAUAGAAAUUUUGAGAAAAAUGUUAAGAGCAUGCAUACCUUGAACUAACCGCCCUUAAUUAUUAAUUCAAAAAUGUCCAGCUCUAGGAGUCCCCUUUCUUUUCUUCUUCUUCUUUUUUUUUUUUUUGUGAAACUCAAAAACACACUGACUCUUCUAUUGAAUGAGAUGAAAGCUUUUUCUUUUGUUGUAUUUUUCAGGAGAACUGAAUGGAGGGUGGCCAGAGAGGGUCCAACAGAGAAUUGACGUCAGCACACAUAUUUGUCAAAACCAUUAACAACAUUUCUGAACCAGAAAAGCAAAUUAACUAUUGAACUCACCAAAGGACAAAAGUGUUCAGUUUCUUUUUUCUUUGUUUUAGUAAUUUUUAAUAUUGGGAUACUCAACAAGAAUAUUAUGGCCUCUUUUCUCAAAU
This is a messenger RNA of Rubroshorea leprosula, 1475 nucleotides long. Lineage: Eukaryota; Viridiplantae; Streptophyta; Magnoliopsida; Malvales; Dipterocarpaceae. The record is from the annotation of a GenBank genome assembly.